AUGGGAAAGAGAAAGUCCAAUGCUUCAGGAGCAGCUCAAGCAUUAGAAUCAUCGGUGCCUCCCAUUCUUGAAGUCAAUUUCGAGGACCCACUAUUUACAGCAGCAGCUCAUCCAACUAAACCUUUGCUCAUCACCGGUUUUGCCACGGGCCACCUCUACUGCACAUCUUAUGACGCCGAGAAUCUAGAACAAGUUUUGCAAGUGAGCAAGGAGAAAUCACUAGAGUUGCAGCAACGGGCAUACGAAUCAGGCAAAAUUCCGCAUGUCAACAAAUCAGUCUCGCAGUUGAAAACCAACUGGUGGACAACAUUCAAGAACAUUAAAGAGAUUCCCAGCGAGGAAUCCUAUGUCAAGACCAAUUGGAAGACUAAACGACACAAGGGGUCCUGCCGACAUGCGAUAUUUGACCCGCGUGCCGACUCAUUGGGAGAGUUUAUUUAUACUUGUGGCACAGACAACAUCAUCAAAAAGGCAGCGACGGAAACGGGCAAAGUUGUAUCGAAGGUCGAUGUAGCUUUGCACUAUUUCUCCGCCCUGGAUAGAUUGACCAAAUUGUGUCACUCUACAACUCACCCCUUUUUGUUAUCGGGAACCGAAGAUGGCCAUGUUCUAGUAUACGACUCGUCCAAUCUCGCUGCCAACAACAAACUCAAGUUCAAAGUUGAACAAGCGCAUAGUGAUUCAAUUAACCACAUCCUAAGCAUGUCCUCGUCACCAUACCAUUAUCUCACGUUAGGGGCAACGACUCUUUCGCACAUUGAUGUGCGCAAGGGGACCAUAGUCACCCAAUCAGAUGAUCAAGAAGACGAGUUGUUAUCAAUGUGCUACACCACCGAUGAAAUAAGCGAGGGCAGAACAGAUACGGUGCUCGUGGCCCAUGGAGAAGGACUAAUCACCCUUUGGAAAAAUUCGAAAAACAAGCUCAUGGAUCAAUUAUCGAGGAUCAAAGUUAACAAAAAUGCCUCGAUUGACGCCAUUGUGCCCACGAUGAACAAUGACGAUGAAACCAUGGCAAAUUCGGUAUGGUGUGGAGAUAGUGACGGGUUUUUGCAUCGCGUUGACUACAAGAGAGGUAAAGUUGUUGAAACGAGAGUGCAUUCGACUAGCCAUGGCAAACUGGAAGCGGUUGAUGAAGUGGGGAUAUUGGAUAUCGACUUUGAUUACCGGUUGAUCUCUGCUGGCAUGGACGCGUUGAAAAUAUGGUCAAAUCGGGGAUAUGAAGAGGCGGAUGCCGAGAGUGACAGUGAUGGUGAUAGUAACAGCAAUGAUAAUGAGAGUGACAGUAAUGGUGAUGAAAGUGAUAGUGAUGACCCAAGUGGAAAAAGUGACUUAGAUGGAGUGACGUCGGACGAGGAAGUCGACCUUGAGGAGGAUGAGGGUGAAGAUAAAGAUGAAGAAGAAGAUGACGACGACGACGAGAAACUUGAGGAACUUGAGGAACUUGAGGAAACCAAGUUAACGGCUACCCCAUUCAAGAGAAAAAGAAGGGACCUUUCAGAACUUAUAACAAAGCCCAAGAAGAAGCAAAUCGACAUCAACAAACUCACGAGAAAAGCCUCGGAAGAAGAAGAAGAAAAAGAAACCGAUCAGGAACCACCUUCGACAAAGAGGCAAAAAUUCAAGGAAAAAAAACUAACAGCGAAACAGUUGAAGAACAUGCAACGACACGAACAUGGAAUCCGAAAGUUCGAAGGUCUAUAG
Molecule: messenger RNA, 1701 nt
Organism: Lodderomyces beijingensis
Lineage: Eukaryota; Fungi; Ascomycota; Pichiomycetes; Serinales; Debaryomycetaceae
Source: the annotation of a GenBank genome assembly